Messenger RNA from Schistocerca nitens (vagrant locust), 920 nucleotides. RefSeq lists its product as uncharacterized. The record is from RefSeq and is a predicted model, not a curated record. Lineage: Eukaryota; Metazoa; Arthropoda; Insecta; Orthoptera; Acrididae. The transcript has 3 exons. Bases 97 to 492 code for a protein of 131 amino acids. Gene Ontology annotation, biological process: RNA catabolic process. Gene Ontology annotation, cellular component: ribonuclease H2 complex.
UUUUGGGUUAUAGCUUUUUGAAUUAAAGCGGCAAAGUUAUGUGACGAGUGUGGUGGUUGUAAUUGAGUUGUUAGUUGUAGUUUUGUGUAUGUUAAUAUGGCUUUUCACAUAAAUUGUAGUAGUGACAUAAUUAAGUCAGACAACAAAGUGCAGUAUAUUCCAUGCUACAUUGCAAGAAAUGGAACAGCAAACGUAUCGAAGUAUUUUGAACCAUACGUAAAAACGGAUGCAAAUGAAAAUGUACUUAGGGCAUCCUUCAGAGGCAGACCUCUUGUUGGUGAUAAACUUGAACUACCAAAACAGUACUCAGGUAUUGUUAUGCAAGAACAGAAGCAGCCCUUAACAGAAAGUACAGAAAGGACAGCGCAUGUGACACAUGCCUUCAAAUCUAUUGUAUACUGGAACUGGGCAAAGCAGCCUUCUAAAAAUGAUGCUUUUAUUAGUUUGUUGGAUUGGAUUGAUAUUGCUGAGGUGCUACAUACAUCGGACUGAGGAUGUGGGUCUUGUAUCAGGAAUGAAAAUAGUUUGUAUACACAAAAUGUUUGAAAGUAAAUUAUAAUCAUAUUUGUUUAUUCCUUGGUAUAUGUAUGCUUCACAAUGAAUCACACAGUCCCGAAUAAUGUAGGUAGUCUUGGUUGUUAAUGUUAUGUAGCAUAUUUUCCUCCUCCUCCUCCUCCUCCUCCUUCUUCUUCUUCGUGUGAUAGUGAAAAUUCAGUUCUUGAUUGUUUUAUUGUGCAGAGAUAGUAGUGCUAAACAUCAAUGAAAGAGAGUUUGUAAUAAGAUCACUAAAACAAUGUUUUAUUUGUAAGAUGGUAAACAACUGUAAUUGUGACUGUUUGUCAGUAAGUUGCUACAUGUUUUAAUGCUUCAAUCAUGAUGCAUCUGUUCAGUUUUCCAUUAAUGUUUUGUAUAUUUGUGCA